AUGACGAUGGCAACGUCUGCGCCAGCGCAGGACGGCGGCCCGCGGUGGCCGGGCCAACCAGCAGCAGCCCAUAUCCCAGCAGCGCAAAGGCCUCAUAGCGCGAAACAGCGGCCGGCGGACCUCCGAAGGAACAGGCAGAACUCGCUGCGGCGCGCAAAGAACAGCACCGAGCAGCUGCGCGCGCGCACCCGCGGCGGCAGCAGCAGCACCGUCAGGACCGACGACGGCGCCCAGAGUCGUUCUGGCGGCAACCGCUUCGCCGUGGGCAAUGUCGGCAGCAACGGCAUCAUCUACCUACGGCCCGUCGCUCGCACAGGCACGCCGCGGACGCGUCCACCGCCCGCGCCCUUCGUCUUCCCGCCCAUCACGCCUCCCGACAGCCUUGCGCCCGAUGGCCGCGUUCCUCGACGACCCAGCAAUGGCUGGCACGACAGCGCUCCCUCUGGAUCGCGCACUCCCACUCCAGCACGCACGCCCGCUCGCAGUCCCACCCCGGCGGUGAAGGUGAACGGCGUCACCCAGUCCACGUCGGAGGCCCGCCCCUCGCACCACGCUCGCUCGCAUUCCUUCUCCACCAUCAAUGACCACGCUCGCUCCCAGAGCAUCGACUCGAACACGUUCAAGGUCGUCAUUGACCGCCCCAAGACGUCGCGGCCGCGGACCGCAGACACGUCGUCGUUCCCGGUUUUGGACGUUCCCAUUCCCCACUACCGCCUGGGCAAUCCCCGAUUCAGCACCCAAGGCACCGCCAUCCUGCGCAGCUCCGUCUACACACGCACCUCCGCCACCGACGAUUUCCGCUCCUCGCUCUUCUCCAAUAAGCUCACCCCGACCCUCGGCACCCUGUUUCCCGCCCCCGGCCCCAUGCUGAACCGCAACUCGCAGCGGUACUCCGACAUCUCGUCGAGGACGCGCUUCUACGACCGACCCAUCACCUACAUCGAGCCCUCGACCCAAGGCUCGUCGGCUCCCUUGACGCCCCUCGUUCCCACGGUGCCCAUCUCUCCCAAGAUUUACGACUCAUUCACGACCAAUGCCGACAAUCCUUCCGUCGUCCGAUAUGCUGCAACCGGCGAAAUAACCGCGGCGACCCCGGCCCGACUGAUAGCCCACAUCACUUCCCCCAGCUUCCUGGAUUACGAACUCUUAUCCGAUUUCUUUUUGACGUUCCGCUCCUACUUGACAAUCGGCGACCUGAUAGCCUACCUGAUAGCUCGCUUACGAUGGGCGGUGGAGCGCUCGGACGAUUUUGGACGAAUAGUGCGGGUGCGGACGUUCGUCGCGCUCCGCCACUGGAUUCUCAACUACUUCACUGAGGAUUUUCUGCCUUUUCUGAACCUCCGGGAGCACUUUUGCAAGCUUGUCAACGACCUGUACCACGAUCUGCAGGUGCGCGAGGAUGGAGGAGGCGGGGAUUUGAAAAUCAUCGGGGAGCUGAAGAAGUGCUGGCGGAGGACUUGCGCGCUUUUCUGGGAUGAUGUGGAGGCGGUUGGCAGGGACACGCCGGACGAGGAUAUACUUCCAGGUGGCCAGGCUGAAUUCGAGCCACUCGUUCAACCGGCGAGGUUAUCCGACACUGCACCAGCAGUGGCGGCGCCCGCGCCCGAGCCCGUCGAGGCCCAUCCUCCGGAGACCCUCGAACAGUUCCCAGGAAGUAUAAUCAGAGGUGCACUCUUCCAGCCGGAUUCCCCGUACAUCAAUUUGCGGCCAACGGGUGAAGUACGACCGAUGAAGUCGCAUUUCGAUCUCGUCCUUAACAUUUCCGGCUCUCCCGCGAGCUCGAAAGCGAACGUGGCGAACCCGGGGAUGAAAAAGAUACUCGGCAGCGUGCGGCGGGCGUUGAGCAGCAGGCAAGGCGGUGGAUCGCACGCUCAGAGUGCGAGCGACGUAUCGAACCAAACGACAAAAAGAGACUCGAUGGGCACGGCAACGGUUCCGACUUCGUCACACGCGGGUGUCCAGAAGAGACGGCAGAUACGCGCCAGGCAACAGACCCGCGUGGACCUCCUCUCCCGGCGCGUGGCCGAGAGUUUCAAGAAGGCGCUGGACGAAGAGCUGGAUAAGGAAAGACGGAACCGCGCGAGUGGGGUGUCACCCCUGCAUCAGAGUCCAGAACGGGCCUCAGGAGCUGACUUGCACCCCGUCAGCGACGGCUCGCGACAAGCCCGUCCUGGGGUCGAGCGAGGUCUCAGCAAGGUGACGAUGGGCAGCGGCUCAAUCCUCAUAUUCGACGAUACCGGUGCCCCUCCCCCCGUUCCUCUGGUCAUGUCCGGUGCCCUUCCGGCCGAUGAGGAUACGGCGUCUGCGCUAUCCGUGGCGGCAGCUCCCGACACUUCCUACCUGGACGAUGCUCUAAGGCAGAGCGACGGCGACGAGAAGUUGGGAAAGGACAGCUUGGGAGCCGCCUCCCGGCGCGGUGAGCCCGUCGUUUCUCUCCCGCCCGUCACCAUCCACCCCGACGUCACGAUACCUUCCACGACCUCCGCCCCGAACGCAGUCAACUUCUCCUACGACGAAGUCGAUUCUUACGACAUGGAGCCUGUGCCCGGCCUGCCCACGGAUCGUCCGUCCUUGCUGAGGCACUCGAGACCCGGGUACAGCAUCGAUUCCGACGCGAUGACCAGAUCCUCCGACAACGACCCGUUCCAUCUUGACCGCCCCGCAGCUCCUGCCCCUGCACGCAUGCUUCGCAGACGCCCGGGUGGAGAUCUUCGCGGAGCCGCGAACAUGACCGAUCUGGGCCCCAUCGAGCGUCCACGAUCCACUGGUUCGGUGUCUAAUUUCGCGCACUCGGUGACGAAUUCGGUGGCGUAUCCUCCUCUCACAGCUGGCUGGAAUGACAUGUGGAAUUACGCGCCAGACGCCGUCGAAGGCGCCGUCGAAGAGUUCGACCAGCUGCAGCUGCCUGCCGCCAGGAAGUCGUUGUCGCUUAUCGGUACGCACUCUUCACAGCCGGUCCUCAGGCCCUCCUUCGAGAGGGAAGUCGCACGGCUGGCUGCAUUGCCUGACGAUGAUGACGACGAUGGAGGUAUCGAGGCUGCCCUGCUGAAGCUCGAGGGCAAGUACGAGAAGAAGAGUCCGGACCCGUCGCCGCAGGCGGCGGAGUUUUACAUCCCCAGGGGAGCCCCGGGUCAGUCCAUGAAGCGAGAGGAUUCCCACGGAGGACCAGACCCGACCGCUACAGACCCAGAACCGAACGCCAAGUCCUCUGGCACUCAUCGACAGCAGACGAUGUCGGGUGCGUUCGUGGUGUCGCCGUCGUCGGAGCAACACACGUCCCCGACGUACAUGCCAGACAGCUCGGUCCCCCAGUCCGAAUACUCGUAUUCCAGCGUCCCCCUUCUCGACCGUGGCAACAGCGACAUCGCCGCCGUCACACGCAAGCGGAUCAACGAACCGUCCGUCGACUCCGCUCGCCCAGCCGCCCUGUCGCCCCAGGCCUGGCGUGCUGCCCAGCUGGACCAGCAAAACCCCUCGGCUGGCUCCUCGAUUGAGCAUAUUGAAGAGACGGAAAGCAUGCGCAGGAUUCCACGUGGUUCGACGUUCCCUAGAUCGCCAAAGUCACCCAAGUCGCCCAACUCGGUGAAGACGCACCAGUCUUUCCUCCUGGACCCUGAGGAAGAGUUCGACGACAUUUCGUCGGACAUCUCGACCAGCGUUCCGAACGACUCGAGGCGUGAGAGCCACGGCGUGCGGAGUUUCUUCGAUGACCAACCCGCCGACCUCGAGUUCGGGGACGAGCUGGUUCCGCGUCCACUGCGCCACCCUCCCACGCCGCCGACCAACGACAAUGUGCUCGACAGGACGAUUCCGAACAACAUGGACUCGACGGUUUUCCACAGAGGCCUCCCGACGCCGGGUUUGACGCCGCCUCUGCACGGUCUCCAGACAGCCCCGAUUUCCCAGAACGGAUUCCAACAAGCGCAAGAUUUCCAGGCGAGCCACAGGGUCAACAAGUCGGAGUCGCACAUCGAGUCGACCAAGAUGAACGGCAUGGCCGGCGCGAACAGGCCGAGGAACCGCUCGAUUCCGGAGCGAGAGCGCCACCUUCCCUUCGUCCUCGCCUUCGACUCCGAGACCCUCGCGGAGCAGUUCACCAUCGUAGAGAAGGACGCGCUCGAUGAAAUCGACUGGAAGGAGCUCAUCGAGCUGCGCUGGAAGCAGUCUUCGCCUCAGAUUCGCGACUGGGUGGAGUAUCUGCGUACUCAAGAGCCCCGUGGUGUCGACGUGGUUAUCGCUCGCUUCAACAUCAUGGUGAAGUGGGCGGUGUCCGAGGUCGUAAUCACCGAGGAUCUGGAGGAACGUGUGCGCUGCAUUGUCAAGUACAUCCACAUCGCCGACCACGCCCGUCGCUUGCGCAACUACGCCACGAUGUAUCAGCUCACGGUCGCACUCCUGUCCGCCGACUGCGCACGUCUGUCCAAGACCUGGGAGCUCGUCCCGGAAGCGGAACGUCGCACUCUCCGCGAAUUGGAGGGCUUGGUGCAACCGGUGAAGAAUUUCCACAACCUUCGCCUCGAGAUGGAGACGGUCAACCUCGAUGACGGGUGCAUCCCGUUCAUUGGGAUCUACACGCGUGACCUGAUCUACAAUGCGCAAAAGCCAGCGACCGUAUCCGCCGGCGAGAAUGAUGACGGUGAGCCGCUCAUCAACUUUGAGCGUCACCAGACUUCGGCUUCGAUCGUCAAGAACCUGCUGCGGCUGCUGGAGGCCAGUACCCAUUAUGAGCUCAAGCCCAAUCCGGACAUCAUUCCCAAAUGUGUCUGGAUGGCCGCUCUGACCGACGAGGAGAUUUCGGCGAGAAGCCGGAUGCUGGAGUGA
Lasiodiplodia theobromae is the source of this 4821-nucleotide messenger RNA. Its product is annotated as Ras-like guanine nucleotide exchange factor. The coding region runs from base 1 to 4821 and encodes 1606 amino acids. Gene Ontology annotation, molecular function: guanyl-nucleotide exchange factor activity. The record is from RefSeq and is a predicted model, not a curated record. Gene Ontology annotation, cellular component: plasma membrane. The transcript has 4 exons. NCBI's taxonomy places the organism in Eukaryota, Fungi, Ascomycota, Dothideomycetes, Botryosphaeriales, Botryosphaeriaceae. Gene Ontology annotation, biological process: Ras protein signal transduction; positive regulation of GTPase activity.